AGUCCUUUAUUAAGUCCUUUACCAAGCCCCCCUUCCGCCAAAUUGCGUAAUAGAAAAAAUUUACAAGUGGUUGUUCCACCUGUACGUUCUUCUAUUUCCGCUCCUAGUUCUCCUCAAUUACCACAAAGUGCUGUCUCUCAUGCUCAUAAUAGGCGUCCUUCAACUCCUUUAUGCGUUUAUCAAAAUCGAGAUCCUGAAGGUUUAAAUCCUACUGUAGAUCCCAGAGUAUUGAUGUCAAAGACUGAAAAUGCAAUCGGUGAGGAUUUACCCUACAAGGAUGAACCAAUACAAAUAAUGCAACAUUUGUAUCUUGGUUCUGAAAUUAAUGCUGCGAAUAGGGAAAUGCUUGAUAGACUCGGUAUUGAGUUCAUUUUGAACGUUGCUAAAGAAGUUGAAAAUCCUUACUUUGAAGAUUAUCCGUAUUCUCCUAAUUCUGAAUGUUCAAAUGAUAGUUUUCAUUCAGCUAUACAAACUCCUUUAUUAGAUUCACCAAUGGUUAUUUCUUCUCCAAUUGGCGGUUAUCGAUCAAAUUCUCUUAAACGCUCUUCAAUGCCUUCUCGUUCAAAUUCAAAUUCAAAUUCAAUACCUACUCAAUCGAUGUUCAAUAAUAAUUCUUCAUCAAGUAUAUCUUUUACAGUUUCUGCAACAAAUGAAUUUGGCCCUAUAAA
This is a messenger RNA of Dentiscutata heterogama, 668 nucleotides long. Lineage: Eukaryota; Fungi; Glomeromycota; Glomeromycetes; Diversisporales; Gigasporaceae. The record is from the annotation of a GenBank genome assembly.